AUGAAUGGAUUAUGGAAGAGGUAUAUGAUUGUCAAGGUGUUGGGAAGGAAGGUAGCAAUGGCGGUGCUGAGAAAACGGUUGAGAGAGUUGUGGAAGCCGACGGAAGCGAUGUAUGUGAUGGAUCUCCCUCGGAACUUCUUCAUGGUCCACUUCGAGAGCGAAGAGGAGUACUUGGCUGCGCUAACGGGAGGUCCCUGGAGAGAUUUUGGUAGUUAUCUCAUGGUGAAGGCUUGGUCGCCGGCGUUUGACCCAUCGAGAGAUGAGAUAACAACGACGCCUGUUUGGGUCCGUCUGUCCAAUCUACCUGUGAACUACUACCAUCGGACGAUUCUCAUGGGUAUUGCCAAGGGUUUGGGGGUCCCGAUCAAGGUGGAUCAAACAACCCUCAACUUUGAGAGGGCUAGGUUCGCUCGUAUAUGUGUGGAAGUGGAUUUGCGUAAGCCGCUCAAAGGAACGGUAGUGAUCAAUGGUGAACGUUACUUUGUGUCUUAUGAGGGACUGAGUAACAUAUGUGGCCGAUGUGGUGUCUAUGGCCAUAUAGUUAGUUCAUGUCCACAAGGGAGGAAGGAGAAAGUGGCAGUCGAAAACCCAACACCGAGGUCGGAGAAGUCUCAGGGGGAGGGGUCGCAAGAUGAAACACGGGAGAGAGGAGCCAUUAGCUCGCAACUGGAGGAUGGAUUCACGAUGGUGGGGGCGUCGGGUCGCCGGAGUGAAAAGUCGGUGCCCGGAAUUGUGUUCUCGGCAGGGAGUGCGGGAAACAGUUUGGGCAAUAAGAAUCAGAGUCAAUCUCGGCAAGUAGAUUCGCAAAAUAUUGCCAUAUCUAAUAGUUUUGGUAGUUUGGGAAAAAAUAUAUCACUGGAGGAAAUCACGGGAGAGCAGAUUAUGGUUGAAGGGGAUUUGGAAAAUCAGGAUCCGAAUACGCAAGUGGAUCACGGGAAGAGUGGAGGGCAAGCAAAAGGUAGCCGUUUACAAGUAGAGAAGAGUAAAAUUCAAAAAAAGGAUGUGCGGACCAAGAAGUUGACUGGGCUCGGACAUAAGCCAGAGGGUUUUGGGCCUAGGCCCAGAAGAGGAUCACAGUUAAAGCCCACAUGGGGGCUCGUUUUUCGUCCGAUUGGUGCGGAUGUGGAACUGUCGCCGAAUGGGAAGCGGCUGAGAGUCGAGAAAGAAGGGUUUGGUCGAUUGGGUGGCGCUGUGGCGAAAUCCGGCGAUGGAGCCUUGGUUUCACCGGCGCUCGGAGGACAGGAACCUGAGGAAAGUGGGAUGCUCCAAUCUAUGGGUCAGGGCCUACGAGAUGACACAGUUGGAGAAUCACCGACUUCUAUGCGAGUUUUGGAUCGGCGACGUUGA
Microthlaspi erraticum is the source of this 1347-nucleotide messenger RNA. The record is from the annotation of a GenBank genome assembly. NCBI's taxonomy places the organism in Eukaryota, Viridiplantae, Streptophyta, Magnoliopsida, Brassicales, Brassicaceae.